Pocillopora meandrina is the source of this 8991-nucleotide messenger RNA. The record is from the annotation of a GenBank genome assembly. NCBI's taxonomy places the organism in Eukaryota, Metazoa, Cnidaria, Anthozoa, Scleractinia, Pocilloporidae.
CAAUUUAUUUACUUCCUCUUUCAUUUUCGCUGAUUCGAAGAUUUAAGGGAGCGGAAAAUCAUCAUGUAUCGGUCACAUGUAAGUGUUUGAUGUUCAAAUUUUUAGGUUAAUAAACCCAGUGAAAGAAGGUAUUACAAAUGACCAAAAUCAACGUAUUUAUCACUGUAAAUAAGCUUUACUUGUAAAUUGUAACAUUAUCAUUGUAGGGCUAAUUCUCGUCCUUCACAAGUUCAUGGAGCUGUGUUACUUUAUAGACGAUCUUUAUGAGGCCAGAUCUUUUCCCAGUUUUGAUUUUUUAUAACCGUCUUGUACCCUAGAAUGGAUUCGCCCAUUGUUUUGACAGACGGAAGUGUUUUGCUUUCAAAUCUACGUAUUCGUUUGUCUACGCGUUUUCUCAUCGUUUACAAACCAAACAAAAAAAAGUCGAUUGGAUAUCAACUUAAAGUUACUUAAUUUUUAAUCUGUUGUUACGAGAGCUGUCAGUUUAAAUUUUGACGCCCAAUUCAAUAACAAAUUAAAAUUAAGAUUUGGUUAUUGUAUUUUUAUCCCAUAUCUAUGAGGCCCUGAAAUUGUUGAAUUAAUACUUUAUCUUACAGGUGCUCCUAUUUAUUUUAUGGAAAUCGUCACGCCUUUUGAAUAACUUAUUAUCAAGAAUGUGUGAUAUAAACCUUUGACCCCUAGAAUGACUAGCAUUUCUCUUGAUAGUAUCACCGCUGAAUCAAACAUUAUAUAAGGUCACAUGAAUUAGGAAAUGAUCAUUAACUAAAGAAGCUCUUCAUUUUUAGACAAAUUCUCUUAUCAGCACCUUAUGGAAUGUAUAGAGAACAGUAUGGAGAAUAUGCAUACUGAUAUUAGGGUGUAAAGGGCUAAGGGGAGUGACAUUAUAUCAUUGAAAAUAAGGGAGACCAACACUUAAUAUCAUUAAAAAUAAGGCAGAGUUUAAGUAAUGGUAGAUUAUAUUACUUCUUCAAUAUCAAACAAUAUUUUAAAGAAAAAUAUUGAUGGAUUUGAUAAUGUACAAAUGCAAAAUUGGCCAGGAGAAAUGAGAUUUCUUAGUUUCUAAGAUGUUUCAAGUGUUACCCUUUGUCAGAGUUAAAGAUAAAGGGCACACUCUUGGAAACUCUUAAUUGUAGCUAAUUUAUGUCAUUAACUCAGUUGAUCAACCAGAUUGUCACGUUACAAAUGACUCCCAUUAUUUCAGACAUCCUUAGGGGGAGAUUUAGGGUGUGUAAGAACAUGACUCACUAAUAGUGGAGUGUGAGAAAAAAAAAAUUGUUUUCGUCUCUAAAAAUAUGAGAUAAUAUGUAACUAAUUAUAAACAUGAAGUUACUAACAUGCAGUCUCGUGAGGUGGAAAAAGAUCUGGCUGCACCUAAUUAAAGAAUGGUUUCUUCAUUUGCCUUUAUCCUAGUAUCAAAGUGCUUUGUAAGUGUUUACUAUAGUGAUAGAAAAACAUGUGAAAUGUUCGGCAGGAGGACAUGAAAGUGUCUGCAUUUGCAUAAGAGUGAGUGUUGGUAAUAGCAGAAGUUAUUUCUUUAAUAUGUGUUUCACAGGGGAGCUAUGCAGUACCACAGUUUCUUUAGAAACUGACCCCCUUCAUUCAUUUGUAUUUUAUAUAAUGCAUAUACUCCUUUUCCUGUAGAAUCCCAGUGCCCCAGGAAUGCAUAACAUAGGAAGUUCACCAAGUGACAGCCAUGUGAGGGUUUCAUACAAAGACAACCCUGGAUUUUUUAAGCAAGUGCAGGAAAGCUUCUGUGCAUCCCUGUUUGGAAUUCUUCUUGUUAUUGUUUCAUUUCCUGUACUUUAUUGGAAUGAGGUGAGGAUAAAAGCUCUUAAGGGCAGUAUAAGUAGUCCCUUUUUAAUAUAAUACAGGAAAUAAAGAAGUACUAAAUUACAGUUACUGGUCAGGAAUAGUUAUUAUUGAUUAUUUUGUUUUUGUUUUCCCUUGCAUCCAGUGUUGUGGAUGUAACUCUGCUAGUGCAAUAUGAACACGUGGAUGUUUAUAUUCAAAUUACCAAUACAAUAAUCAAAGACUGAUAAUACAAAAGAGCUUAACCCUUUAACCCUUAAGAGUGAUUAGCACCUAAUUUCUCCUUACAAUAUCAUCCUGGAAUCAUACAUCUAGGUUACGAGAAUAAAGGAAAUGAUCACCAACUAAAAAAACUCUAGAUUGUUAAUCAAAAAUUCUCCUUUUCAGCACCUUAGGAAAUGUAUAGAACAUAGUAUAGAGAGUUUGCUUACUGAUGCUAGGUUGUAAAGGGUUAGUAAGGUGUAAAAACCUGCAAAUUUACUGUAGACAUGUUCUUAAUACAAAAGAAAUGAUUACACUUCACUUGACAGGGAAGGGCUGUUCAAACAGCUCUAUCAUUGGACGAGGGUCUGAGGCAAGUAGUCCAUAUUCAUUACAUUGACCAAGUUAGUCCUGAAUAUCAGGAUAAACUGGUUCACCUCUCUGGAAGUCUUCAAACAGAAAGGGUGAGAGUGAUGUCUUUUCUUCCUUGAGUCUGUCUGUUGCAAGACAGCUUAAACACCCCUGAGAUCUUAUGGCUGAUUUUUCAAAAUGACUUAACUGAUUCACUCCUAGGAUCUGAUUAUUAAAUCUCCAUUCUGUUUGCUGUUCAUUUCUAUUAAUUAUUUUUUAUCUGAGAAUUUAGUGUUUUAAGUGUUACUUCUGGUCACCUCUGUGCUUAAAAAUGUAUUGGUAUUGAAGGAGAAAUGCAUUUUUGGUCUGGGUUGGGGUGAAUGGUUAUCAAAACCAUAUAAAAAAAACAACUUUGAACUAAAAAUUUUCCUACAAUCCAUUGCCUAACUGUUUGGUAGUGUUUUCAAAAAUGAUCUUGUAUAUCAAUCUUAAGUAGGGGUGGGUAGGGGAAGAAUAAGUGAGCUUCAUGAGACAACAUCUUCAACUUGGUUAUCCUACCUGGUGUAGCAGGACAAACCUCUUGUGUUUUACAAAGCCGUAUGUUAUCAAAUUAAAUAAUAACUUUGUAAGAUAUUGUUAUAGUUCUCAUCUUCUUUUAUUAUAACUGUAAUAUAUAUUAUCCCAAAUACUAUAAUUUUAUACAUAUUAUAAUAUUAUAAAUCAUACUACCAGUUCAUAUCAUUUUUAAUUACUAUUCUGGUCAGGUGCUGAGUGAUUCAGACUAUGGCAUUGCAGUCAAAGCUGUCAAACUAAGACGAAAGGUUGAAAUGUAUCAAUGGGUGGAACAUAAACACACCAGGUAUUAAUCAACCCUGGAACUCUCCUGAUCUGAUCUUCUUUUUGAUUCCUCCUUCUUCAUGUACAUGCUAUUCUUUUCCUUGUAAAUCAGUUAAAAAAAUGUAUCAGUGGUGUACUAACCUGAGGCAAUAGAGUUCCAUUAAGUGAAAAGCUUCAACUGAACUCAUUACCGGUUUGCUGAUAAAUAAAGACAUAAUGAAACUGUGAGAACAGUGUCACUUAUAUUUAUGGUAAUAGAACCAAUUCUGUCUUAAAUCAUAUGAGGGAUAAACAAAAUGUGAUGGCCUAAAGAUGGGGGUCUCAUUUGCCAUUCAUAUAGUACUACAUAAUAUUUAUUGUGACCAUAGCAAGUUAUUGUAGUUUUUUUUUUCACCUUCUCUAUGGACCACCAUAUACACAGUCAAGUGAUUGUAAUGUUGUAAAAUAUUGAUAAGAAUGUUUUCAAGGUAUCACUGAAAUUUCAGGGAAUAUGAUGAAGGAGGACGAAAAAGAGUAGAAACAACCUUCUCGUACAGUAAGUUUGAUGAAAGUGGUGUUCUUAUUUCAAAAGUUAAAAAUAAUAGCAAAAAGAGAUUUUUUAACCAACAAUUGAUUGCUAGAGAGGCAAAGCAACUCUCUCUGAAUAAUUUAGGGAAUAUGACAUAUUACAGGUUCAAAUUUAGGACAUCUGCUGAAAUAAAUGAUCAAGGAAAUUAUGAAGGAGAACAUUCUCAUGACUGAAGGUGUGCAGGAAUCUAUGCAAAACAUGUUCUAGUCUGACUGUAAUAUAAUUAGUAACAGCUUGUCUUUGACAAAAGUUAUAACUUUUUUUAACAAUCCUGACCCAAAAUGUGAUCCUAAGUCGCUUGUUAUGGACAGCUGAAGCUUAUCACAUAGCAUCAUGUGACUAAAAAUAUUUCCACUCCUCAUGUAUGGCAUGUAGGGUAUCCUAGUCUUUCUUGAGUAAAUUCCAAGUAAUUGGGAUUACCACCUGUCAAGUCCCCCUCCAUGCCCAGGAUAAAGAUAAUUCACUUGUGAGACCACAGGGUCUUUCCCUAAGAACACUGCACAGUAACCCGAUCAGCUUGGCUUGACCCUGGUCCUUUCAAACUAGAGUCAGGCACAUAGUAUCUCCCAAAGUUGCAUGGUUAACUCCUGUGAAUGACCAAGAUAGAAUUUCUCCUUACUAUAUCUAUACAAUAUUAUGCAGUCAAGUGAUGAGAAUUCUGGAAAAAUAUCAAUUAUAGGAUUACUAAUUGAUCCAAUACCAAAUUCUCCAAACUAACAUAGUGAGAAUUGUUUGGCAGAGAGUAAGAAGAAUUACUAAUGAGAUCUGGGGAGUGAAAGGAUUAAUACACAAACCUUUAACUGUCUGUGAGAGACAUGACCCAAUGGUUACAUGUAAGUCUUAUAUCUGCUUAUUUUUGUCUUACAAGAUAAUUUUAGUUUUAUCAACAGGAUUGAUAAUGUAAAUUGGCUACUGAAAAUAGUUUCACAUAGUUUUAUCAAGUUUUCAAACUCUUUACAUUGGCCAGUUUACGUUAUUAAUUCAAUUAAUAAAACCCAAAUUAUCUUGUUAUACUAUCCCAACAAUGCAGCACCUACAAUUUCCUUAAAAGUUUACCACCUUUAUACAUUUAUUCUUGUCUUGACUUCUUGCAGCUACCGAGUGGAGAGACAUCAUUGUCAGAAGUGAUAGUUUUGAUAACCCUGCUGGGCAUCAGAAUCCCAACACUAUGCCAGUACAGUCAUACACUAAAGAGGCAGACUCUGUGAGAGUUGGGGUAUUCAGUCUUUCCAAAGGUAUAUUUCGAAAGAAGAUCAGUUACUGUCCACAGGAGUAGGCAAGAUUUUGUAUUAGGGGAGCAACACCUGUAUCAUGCUUUUUAUCUUUUUUUCGUUAGGGCUUAUUGGAAAAAUAGAUGCUUUCCAGCCAUUGAGUCCCCGAGAAGUUCCUCAAGGAAAGAUGAUGAAAAUCCAUAAUGGGAUGUUUUAUCAUUUUAUGGACCCAUUUUAUCCCAGAGUAAGUCGAUUCGUGUUGAAGUCUUGCGAUUGCAUAGUUGUGAGUGGCCAUAAGACUGUUGGGACUGACCAAUCACAACUGAGCAGGCCAUUUGGGUAGCCAAUCACAACUGACGACAGCAGCUACAUAACUAGAGUCAGCCAAUAACAUGACAGCAAAACUGACCGAUCAGUCUUCACCAAAAAGCGCUACAACAUUUGUGUGAAAGCAACCAUUCGUUUGACUUACAAUCCCUUUCCUCGCAGGUUGUUGAAACAUUAGUCAGUGUCACCCACUCUAACAGUUCUUUCCAGGACCACUCUCAGCCGGACGAUCAUGCCAUACUAUACAUAUCUUAUGAGACAUUUAGAGUAUUUUUAUGAGUUGUGCCGUACUUUGAUGAGUAGGGCUCGUAAAAUACAAACAACGAAUAAAAAUACUCAGCAAUACUACACACCAAAACGUCUUAUAAGUUAUCUAUUAUCCAAUUGCUUUUUUUCUGCUAAGUCUUUCAGUUCAUUUCUCGUAAGGCACGAAAAGCAAAGUGGAUUUAGAAGCGUAGCGCGUGCAGCUGACUGGUUAAACAGGUUUUUUUACAGUACAAAAUAAACAACUGUCCAAAUAACCAUACAAUAUCACAGGAUAUUUGUACUCUUUUUAUGCGUUAUUUGUACUCUACUUUGUGCAGUUGGAUAAUAACAGUUGUUACCCUAUCCUAAAAUUGCUUUGGCAAGCUCAGCAGUUGCGCGUACGCAACAGUUACUUUUAGUUAUUCAAAGAUUACGAAAUUAUGGUUGGCUUUAAUUUUUUAUUACAGCCUCUUGCAUGUUGGAGGUUGCGGAAAAAUUGAAACUGCAUCUAUUUCGCAUUGUUCUUGCCGCAACUUGCCAUGGUUAAGAUGAUAAUUAACCCAUGAAAUAUAGGCUAUUGGAGUUGUUAAAUCCUCAUUUUUCAAAUGGCCUUAGAACAAUGAUGUUUCACUACUUUAGUACUACGUUACAGAAUGGUGUGAUUAUUUUUAAUUGCUUCGAAAUCACUGUGGUUUUGAGUGACCAUGCAAAGACCUUCUCUCUUUUGAUUUGCAAUAUUUGCUCAAGCUACUAAUUAAAGACCCUGAAACCCAAAAAUCAUGAAGCAAAAACUAUGUCUAAGGUUAUUUCAUAAGUCCUAAUUCUCACUAAAACAUAGCAACUCUAGAUCUUCACUGCUGGGUGUUAGUUCCUCCUGUUGUUCGUCAGGCCUUGGUUGAGCCUCUCCAUGUUAUUCUGCACCAUUCGCUGUUUCUUCCUCCCUUAGGUGUCGUGAAUUGAAAGCCCUGCCCGGUCACAUUGGCAAACGGCCUUCUGAAGCAAUUUUUCCAGCUAACGCCUUUGGUUAAUUUUAUGUUAUAUAGAAAUCACAUAAUUCGUGUAUUGAAUUAAGGUCCAAAAAUACUCGAUCAUAGGCAAAGUAAAACCACUGAGAGUUCCUAUGAACAAUUUUAAACGUAUUUUAUCAACAGGUGGGAGAUGUGCGUGUCCAGUUUUCCUAUGCUGGGCUUAGUGGGAAGCCAGGCUCAGGUUUGGGAGACCCAAUGAAGGUACCGUUCUCUCAUAACUCCUCUUUUUUUAUGUACAUUUGUGCAAUAAGUAGCAUGAGGCGAACAUAAUUCAGCUUAUCUUAUGAAUAGUACCUCUUCCCUGCCAGAGCUAAAUCCUAAUUGCAUCUCACCUUGUACUACAAUUUUUUUGGCAAUUCCUCUUGUUUGUGUUGAUGCUGACAUUUUAUAAACAGUUGUACCCUUUUUAGAAUGACUUAUCAGUUAGUGCUAUUUCGCUUCAGGUUAGUAUUGUAGCUCGACAGCAAGGUGGAAGAUUAUCACAUUAUCACACAAGAUCUGGCGAUUCAUUGGAGCUCCUUUAUCCUGGAGAAAUGAGUGCUGAGGUGAGCCAACAGCACGGAAUUUUUUGUUAUGCCCAGAGGAUUCUCUUUAUUUGAGUAUAUCCUUGUCUCUUUAUGGCCUAAAACCAGACAGUAAUAAAAUAUUACCUGAACACUCAACAUGAUAGCGAAAUCGUAAUUUGUACCUUUAAACGAGAAGACUUGCUUUCCUGUUCCUUUCCCUUGAGAAAUAUCUCAACUGAUUUCAAGGAUUGUGCUUCCCGUUUCAGGCAAUCGUUAAGAGGAUGCAGGCAAAAAAAGAAAGUGCAUGAAAACAGCCGUUCCCUUACAAGCGCUGUUUUUCGUCUGUCUGCUCUUUUUGUUGAGGCGGGUUACAUUCUUGGUUCAUGUGAAACAAGCAUUCUCCAUACUGUAAGGAUCAGUAACAUCAGCAGUGGCUAAAACAUUCAAUGUAAAAAUACAGUAAAUGCCGGUAUUACGUUUGCUAAAAUUGAUAGAUUGACUGACUGAUUGUUUCAUUGUAGGAGAUUUUUGAAGCCGAACAGUCCGCCAACACAGCUUUAACAUGGGUUUUAAGAGGAGUAGGCUGGGUCCUGAUGUUCCUUGGAUUUCAGAUGAUGACCAGUAUUGUUGUUGUACUGAGUAAGUGACCACUUCCGUUUAAAAUCUAGAUGACUGGUGGAAAACAUUUACCUUAUAUCACUAUUAUAAAGAACUCUGUCCUUUGUUUUUUUCCAGUCUCCUGGUUGCCUGUUGUCCGCGAACUCGUGGGCCUGGGCCUAACCCUCUUGUGCCUUUGUCUUGCUACUUCGUUGUCUCUGGUUACCAUAGCAAUUGGCUGGAUAGCUCAUCGACCAAUUCUGGGCAUGACAUUACUGGCGGCAGCUGCUGUUCCAAUACUUCUGUCCAGACGACGUGCACAAGCUCUCAAUCAAAGGAAACACUAAAAAGUUUAUUUAAAUGCGAACGUUAUUAGGGAAGUCAUUUGUAGCGUCGUUAGUCACUGAACUAGGGGGUAUUAUUUUAAAAGGACUAUAGACAGUGUGACUUCAAAAAAUAAAAUUUCUGUAUCGGUGUUCAUUAUUCAGACCUACACAGUUUAGGCCACACUAGCGUGAAAAUGAUAGAAAGUUACAUUUAGAUUCAAUGUUUUGGAUGUAAAAUAUAACUGAUAUGAUUAAAUUAGGUAAAAGCAAAGGCAACAAAGUGCUCAUUGCAGCUGUUGUUGGGUUUUUGGCACACAGCAAAUUCUCUACUCUAAGAAAGAGCACUUUGUCUGAAGAGUGUGAAGACAAAAUAGUUGAUGCGUAUGGGACAACACUAAUAUUUCAUGUCUUUGUUGGACAUGUUAAAAAAAGGAAAAUAAUAAAAACGUAAGCUACUAAAGGAGUAAUGGAACAAAGUAUAAAAACCAGUGACUGAGAUUGAAAAUUAAUUAUUUAGAGUUUUCAUGCAAGAGCAAAUCCUAGUGCAAGGAUUGGGAGAAACUUCUGAAAAUACAGCAGUCAAUAGUCACUAUGAAUGAAUUAUGCAAUGAGUGCAGGAUCAGUUAAGCCUCUGCAGCAUGCAGCAGUUGUGGUCAGAGGGAGUUUUACCAGAAUUUUAUCGUAUGAUGCCCCUGCUUAAGUUAAGUGUGUAAUGCAAAGUGUCUACUUCCUUGAUCGUGAAAGAAAGGUUUGGAGAAAUAGAAAAACUUAUAAGCUAUUCCUCAGCCAACAUCCGGUUCACAGUGGAAAUAUAGAUCAGCUAGUGUCUUGCUAGCAUUUUAAGACCAGUCAGUUGACUUGCUAUUUUAAAUGAUCACUUUUCCAGGACUAUAGAGUGACUUAAGGUCACAUUGUAAGCGUGACAUGCAACUAAUCGAAUUUAUUACGAUGCCCUAGCCCUUACAAUUCAAUGAUGGAAACUAG